UUAUUAAAUCUGACUUGUAAUCAACAAAUGUUUUGGAUGCACUGAUUUACUUUUUUAAGCCCUGGUUUUUUAUUUUCUUAUUUUUACCGCACAUUUUGCAAAAAGGAAAUCAACUAACAGACACUCUUAGUUUCCUAAGUAGGAAGUAUUAAAAAUUCGUGCAAUUUUUUUCAUUGACAGUUGAAAUAUACUUUUUAAAAGUAAUGUUAAUUUCUAGUGAUAAAUCACACUGAAUUUUACCAUGGAUGAUCGCUGGCAAAUUUUUUUUGAGAAAUUUCCAGAUACAGUGACUACUGAACAGUUGCCGGUAAAAUUACCUAGAUUUGACUUGGAUUUAUGUGAUUUAGCUGGAGCUGCAGCCGACUGGUGUAAUCAGUAUUUGAAAGACAGAAAAUGCCCCUAUGAUCUUAUUACAUUUUUAACUCAGAAAACCAUUAACAAUUUAAGAGUACAAUGGGCAGUAGAUCGGAAAUUAUUUGGAUAUAGAUCUGAAAAAGAAGAUUAUCAAGCAUUAUGGUUAAUGCAACGGGUAAUUGCUGAAUUAAAUGAAGUUUGUUUGAAUCAUGCUACAAUUAUUCCAUAUCAUCAACCCAUAUCAUUUCCUAUUUGGUGGUCAUCAUUUGUUUUAAAAAAUGCUAGACGACAAAUGGAAGAUUAUAUAUCAGUUAUUCCUUAUCUACACACAUUGUUUGAAGUUAAAUAUGUGCAACAGGAUUAUGGUGAAGCUUCUUUUUAUGCAGUUUAUGAUGGUCAUAAUGGUUUAGAUGCUGCUGUUUAUAGUUCCAUGUAUUUACAUCAACAUUUAGUACAGUCAAUGCAUUAUCCUGCUGAUCCUGAAAAAGCCCUAUAUGAAGCAUUUUUCACUACAGAUAAUGGUUUUACUCAAAAAACUGAAAAAUAUAAUUUAGUCAGUGGAACAACUGCUGUUUGUGCAUUACAUAGACCUCAAGAGAAAAAACUUUUUGUGGGUUGGGUUGGUGAUUCAAUUGCAACUCUAUGGAAGAAUGGAACUCCUUUAUGUUUAGUAAAUAAACAUGUUCCUGAAAGACAUGAUGAAACUCAAAGAAUUGAAAACGAAGGCGGAAUAGUUUCUAAAUGUCAAGGUAUUUGGCGUGUUGAUGGUCAAUUGGCAGUAUCCAGAGCUAUUGGAGAUGUCAAGUAUAAGCCACAUAUUACAUGUCAACCAGAAAUGAGAACAUUAGUUUUAGAUGGGAAUGAAGAAUUUCUAGUUUUGUGUAGUGAUGGCCUUUGGGAGAGUACAACACCUGAAGAUGUAUCAGAAACUAUUUACAAUGAAUUGCUUGAAACUGAUGGUGACGUGUCCGAGGUUUCCAAAAAGCUUGUUUUUAAAUCUAAGGCACAGGGUUCAAAAGAUAAUAUAUCAGUGAUAACGGUAUUUCUUCAGGAUCCUAAGCAGUUAGUAGCCAAGAGAAGGGCUGUUAUAAUGGAAACAGCUAUGGAACAAAGAAAUGCAACUUCUACGCUCGCGUCAUACGGUCAAGACGCUACUGAUUUUGGUCCCGAGACGGAUGUUGACACACCCGACGAACCAAUUGGUUUAGCCAAACCUAAAGAUGAAGGAGAAGCUAACGUAGUUGACGAAAGUGGAGAAGAUUCUGAAGAAGACGGUGGAUGGAACUAUUAUAAAAAAUCAACUGAAGGCACAGAAAAAAAUCUGCAUCAAAAGGACAAAGCUGAAAAUAAUUUUGAUGUUGAGGACAUGGAUUAUAAACUGAAUCCAGAUGCACCUGAGUUUGUACCAGUAUCUUCACCAACAUCGUCCAUUACAAAUCAAGCACAGCGUUUCUUGAAAAUAGACAAUGAUGACUUUAUAUCAUCGUCACCUCAAAAGUUUAAAGAGUCCAUAGACAAUGUAACUGUACCUGAUGAGAAUGACUUUACCAAUGAAAUUAAAGUGCACGCAGGAGACUUAUCUAAGCUCAACAACCCACGUGAGCCAAAUGAUGAUUCUUCUAUAUUGAAUGGUGUAAAAUCUCUGAAUGAUGAUGUAACUGAUCAUGAUGAAACAGUUGAUAAUUUUGUGUUUCAAAAUGAACAUAUUACUAAUGGAAAUUUAGAUACAUAUCAAAAUCCAUUUGUUUCUGAUGAUAAGGAUGAAUUGAACAAAGUACAAGACUUAUCUGAGUAUAUUAAAGAUGAUUCUCAAGUAGACAGCAUAGAUCCUUGUUUAUCUAUAAUGGAAACGUCCAAAAAUAAUGAUAUUAAUUCUAUAAGCGGCGAUGAUGAAUUACCAAAUGUAUCAAAUAUUAAGUUAAAUGAUGAUUAUUCAAUGGAUGAACAUAUAAAGUAUGAAUUGGACAUGAAUUCAAAAAAUAUUGAUGACACAAUCAACUCAACUACUGCAACUGUUGGAUCAGCAUUACAAUUUGAUGAUGAAUCUUCUAAAAUCGUUGAUGAUUUCAAAAAUGAAUUUAUGGAUAAUUUCCAAAAUGAGAAAUUUGGUCAGUAUGAAGAUCGCAAAUUAAAUGAUAGUGUAAGUACAACAGAUGCUAUUUUAGGUUCUGAACCUCAUACACCAAUGCGUAUGGAUAAUCAAUCAACCUUUGAGUCUGAAAAUGAUGAUGAUCAGUUUUCAGAAUCAUUCAAGCAACAAUUAUUGCAAUAUGAUGAAAAUAACGAUAAGGAAAACCAUGAUCCUUUUUGUUUUGAACAAAUUGAUGAUCCUGCUGGAAUUAUACCUAAUGUUACCCAUGAAGUUAAUGAAACAAUUUCUGAAUCAAUCCGCAAUAGCAACAGUGUUAACCCUAAUAAUAGUUCUUCAGAUGAACAUCAGGUAUCCGAAUUAAAUAAACAUGAACCUGUAGAAGAACCGUUAUGUAUUAAAGAAAAAGCUAAGCCUAUUCGUUCAGUAUAUGAACAACAAUAUUUGCCAGAAUCUGAUUUCUCAGCAAGUAUUCAUGAAGCUUUAUUAAAUGCUUCUGAAAAUGAAUCUAAUUACCACGAAGACCGUAUCAAUACUGAAAAUAUUGAUCACGUUGAUCACAACAUUGUUGAAAUUCAUGAUGAAAAUAAACAAGCAUAUGUUGAAUCACAAAAUGUCGAUGAACAUUUGGAACAAGAUGAUUAUAACCAGGAUGUUAAAGAACCAAUCUAUACAGAAGAUGUAAAACAGAAUGUUAGUGAUGUAUAUGGUUCUCAAUUUCACGUAGAAAAUCUUAAACAAGAAUUUUAUGAUAAUAUGUGCAAUAUUAAACAAGAAAAUGUAAAUGUUGAGUCUGAACACAAUAUAAGUGAAAAUGUAGAGUCUGAGUUUUCUGAACAUAAUGAGAUAUAUGAUGAGCAAAAGUAUGUAGACAAUUUCAAACUAGAAAAUGAUGUAAGUGAUAAUAUUCUAAGUCAUAUUGAAGAUCAUCAAGAUUUUGAAAUUGUUGAACGAAAAAUUGAAGAUAUUAAACUAGAAAACAAUGAUAUUACCAACAGUGUGAAUGAUUAUGCUAGAGAUUCAAAAAAAAAAUAUAGUGAUAAUACAGAUAUUAUAAACCAUGAUGGAGAUUUUGUAACCAAAGAUUUUGAACAUGAGUAUCAAAACCAUAUUACUGAAGAUAAAAUUGUAGAAGAUUUGAAAUCAGAAGACCAAUUUGAUAUUGAGGCUGUUCAAAAGCAUGCAGAAAAAAAUGUUGAAACAGCAAUACAGAAUCAAGCAGAAAAUAUCGAAGUAACACAUAAAUCUGAAGUGUUAGAAAAUAUCAGCGAAGAUUUGAAACAAGAACAAAAUGUGAUUGCUGAACCAGAAAAUAAUCAUAUUGACAAUAUUAAGUAUGAUAAUACUGAAAUCCACCAAAUCCAUGUUGAAGAUUUUAAACAAGAAAGUGAUGCAAAUGAAAUCGUACAAAAUCUUAAUUUAGAUUUACAACCAGAGCACCACAGUGUUGAAUCAAUUCAAAAUCAUACAACAGAUAGUGAAGAAGAAAUGCAUUCAUCAAUGAUAAUUCAUUCUGAUGUAGAAAACAAUAUGCCUCAGCCAUACUGUUCAGCAUCUGAUACUUUACUUAAUGAAUCUGAUAUGAUGUGUACUAGCAUGACAUUUGAAGAAAAUUUCCAGAACAGAAACAUGAGUGAUUCACUGUAUGUUAUGGAAACAAGUUCAGAUUAUUUUGGUGAUGAACUUCAACAAACUUCACAAAUCAACAAAUCUAUAGAUGAGACCAAAGUUGAAGAGCAGUCAUCAUUAAAUACUAAUAACGAUAUUGAACCUGUAAAAAUUGAAAAAGAAAUUAUUACAGAAGCUAAAUCUGAAUUAGUUACUGAAACAAAAAUAGAUGACACAAAAGCAGUGAAAACUGAAUCAAUUCCCAUGGAAAUAGUUAAUACACAAGAUGAAAAUAAUAAGGUUGCUAAAAUUGCAGUUGCUGCAGCUGUUGGCACUGCUGCUAUAGCAGCUGUGGCUGGAUCUAGCUUAGCUUCCAAGAAAUCUAAACAAUUAGAACCAACUGUAUCUAAAGCCAAAACUGCCACAACUAAAACUAGUACUACUUCAACAAAAUCAUUAGCUUCAAAAACAUCAGCUCCUAUUCUUAAAAAGACUACUUCAUCUACGACAACAUCAAAACCAUUAUUAAGACCAUCCACUGCUCCAUCUACUUUUAAGCCAACUACUAAAGUUCGAACAACCACAGUAUCAAAAACUUCUACUACUUCUACUUUAAAAACAACAACUGUAACUAAACCUGCUCCAAAACCUGCCUCUAAGACUACAAUUCCUGCAUCCCGACCAAUAUCAACCAAAACAACAUCAACUACACCACGAACUUCUUUAACUAAAACAACACCAAUAUCAUCACCGAAAACUCCUACUACUCCAAAAACUCCUGUAGCUACAAAGUCAGCUUCAACUCCCAGAACAAGUACUACUCCGCGAACAUCUACAUUGGUUACUAAACAGCCAUUAACUAAUGGUUCGCCUAAACCUUUGAACCGUCCAAUUUCUGCACCAUUGAAGAAACCUUUAAGCAGUGUAACAACAAAUGGUACUACAAAACUAACCAAUGGUGUUGUAUCCAAGACAUCAACUACAACUAAACCACCUGUCUCCUUAGCAACAAGAAUGAGUUUGGCACCUCCCAAGUUGCCUCCUAAAGCAAAGGCUGUGCCUAAAACUGAAACUCUACCUGCGAUGCCAGGGCCAAUCAGAAGACCAAAAGUUGAAAAAAAGACUGAGACGGCCACUUCCUAGAUUUGAUAUAUCAUAUUGAAAAAAAAA
Sipha flava (yellow sugarcane aphid) is the source of this 5221-nucleotide messenger RNA. RefSeq names its product IgA FC receptor-like. NCBI's taxonomy places the organism in Eukaryota, Metazoa, Arthropoda, Insecta, Hemiptera, Aphididae. The transcript has 12 exons. Gene Ontology annotation, molecular function: protein serine/threonine phosphatase activity. The record is from RefSeq and is a predicted model, not a curated record. Gene Ontology annotation, biological process: protein dephosphorylation; negative regulation of protein kinase activity. Bases 242 to 5194 code for a protein of 1650 amino acids.